This is a messenger RNA of Cannabis sativa, 1709 nucleotides long. RefSeq lists its product as uncharacterized. The coding region runs from base 19 to 1356 and encodes 445 amino acids. The transcript has a single exon. The record is from RefSeq and is a predicted model, not a curated record. Lineage: Eukaryota; Viridiplantae; Streptophyta; Magnoliopsida; Rosales; Cannabaceae.
UGGGGUGUGUUUAGUGGCAUGAUUGUAAUUAAAAUUGAAGUUGAAGGUCAAAAAAUAAAGCAGCAAAAUUUCGAUUAUAUGUGUGCACUGAGACCCAUAGCUCUGUUUUUCUCUGCUAAGACAAUGGAGCUUAUUCAUACACCUCCUCCGACCAACAAUGGCGAAAAAAAGUCAAACGCAACAGACCCCAAACAAACCUUCCAAAACCCUAACAAUGGCGAAAACAACGAUACCCACGAAUCCCAAUCCUUCUUUGAAGACUUUGAUAGUGCUUGUUCCACUCCUUACGUUAGUGCACCAUCGAGCCCAGGCCGUGGAGGAGGACACGUUAGUGGGUUCUUUUACAGUUGCCCAGCGAGUCCAAUGCACUUCGUUUUAGCUUCUUCAAACUCAGUUUCUUCUUCUUGUUUUAAUUCCGCCAUGGAUGAUAGUGAUACUAGCUCAGUUCCUAUGGGUUACGAGUUCGAGUUCUCAGCUCGGUUCGGUUCAACUGGGUCUGUUCAAACUGGAUCUAUGAGCUCAGCAGAUGAGCUUUUCUUGAACGGUCAGAUCAGACCCAUGAAGCUUUCAACUCACUUAGAAAAACCUCAAGUUUUGGCGCCAUUACUGGAUCUGGAGAACGAGAACGAACAAGAAGAAGAAGAUGAUGAGAUUUCAUUGGAGCCCAUUAGAGGUAGAGAUCUGAGGUCUAAGAAUAAAUCCUUGAGAAGAAGAACCAGAUCCAUGUCUCCAAUGAGAAACUCUCAGUUCGAUUGGUCAGAAGAAGAAGAGAAGAAGAUCUCAACUCCAAACCCUAAUGGGUCUUCUAAUAAGAACAAAAAUGGCGAAGACGACGAAGAAGAAGAAGAAGAAGAAGAAACCCUCUCAUCUGAAACUACAACAGCUUCUUCUUCAAGAUCAUCUUCAGCUGGAAGAAACUCAAAAAGAUGGCUUUUUUUGAAAGAAUUUCUUCGAAGCAAAAGCGAAGGAAGAAGUAAUAACAAGUUUUGGUCAACAAUUUCUUUCUCUCCCAUUAAAGAAAAAAAACCCAUCAAUAAUCCCAUUACUCCUUCUUCUUCUUCUUCGAAAGAUCAGACUAAGAACUCAGAAACCCAGAAAGCAAAAAAAACCAGUAGUCAUCAAUCUGUGAAAAAAACAGUGAUAGGAAAACCGACUAAUGGAGUUGGAAAAAGACGAGUUCCGCCAUCUCCACACGAGCUUCAUUACACAACUAAAAGAGCUCAAGCUGAAGAAAUGAGGAAGAAGACAUACUUGCCUUACAGGCAAGGUUUACUUGGUUGUUUGGGAUUCAGUUCAAAGGGUUAUGGAGCCAUGAAUGGACUCGCUAGAGCUCUCAACCCAGUUUCUUCCAGGUAGUCACAAAAAGACAAAGACAAAGAAACUUAAGCACUGUUAAUGGAGUUUCCAAAAUAACUGUAUAGAAUUUUUUUUUCUUCAUGAACUUUUUUUUUUAUUUUAAUUUGAAGAUCUUCAUGAUAUGAUGGUGAUGAUGAUGAUAGUCUUUUGUGUACUUAUGAUUAUAACUAUUAUUAUUAUUAUUGGGGUUCUUGGUUCACUUUUUUUGUUUAAAAGAGAAGUUGGUCCCAAAAAUGGGGUAUUAUUAUUAUUAUUAGUUAUUAUAUAAAUAUUUUUCCCCAUUUCUUUUGUGGCUUUUUGUAUAAGUGUAUACUAUGUUGUUAGUAGAAGCAAUGAGUUUGUUAUUUAUUUUA